Molecule: messenger RNA, 3232 nt
Organism: Pygocentrus nattereri (red-bellied piranha)
Lineage: Eukaryota; Metazoa; Chordata; Actinopteri; Characiformes; Serrasalmidae
Gene: stra6
Product: signaling receptor and transporter of retinol STRA6
Exons: 19
Coding region: 425-2437 (670 amino acids)
Biological process (GO): vitamin A import into cell
Cellular component (GO): plasma membrane
Molecular function (GO): signaling receptor activity; retinol transmembrane transporter activity
Source: RefSeq, a predicted model, not a curated record
GGAAGAUGGGGUCAAAGUCUGGGACACCCUCGACAAUCUUCCUGGACUAUUUUUUUCCUUGUGGCAAGAAGUCAAGAAUUCCUGCAACCACAGAGGAUCAGCUUCAACCAAGGCUUCCAAUGUGGUGAUAAUCUCCAUCUGAAAAAGAAGGCCAAGAUAGGAGUUUGGGGGUGGCAAACUGCAGCAAGGAUCUGUCACAUUACACUUCAGAAGACUCUACUACAACACCUGGACACAGAGGCAGAAAAAGGACUUCCCAGUUAAUAAACUUUGGAGGGACAUUUCUGUUCAUUGUUGCACAGUGUAACCAAACAGGAGAAGAGCAGUCUGUCCCACUGGAAGGGGGAAGAGAACCUCAUACCUCUGUGCCUGUCUAACUGGAUCCCUUUGAUAUACUGAUCUGUUUGAUCCUUAAGCCAGCACAAUGAGUGCAGAAGCUGGGAAGGACUACUACGACUACUCGGAUUGGUAUGAAAACGCUCUACCUACCAAGCCUCCUGUUGAAAUUAUCCCACCAUGUGACCCCACAGCUGAUGACGGCCUCUACCACAUAUGCAUCGCAGCCAUAUCUUUGGUAGUCAUGCUGAUCCUGGCAGUUCUGGCAAGACGACAGAAAGUUUGGGAUGGUCUGAAAGGAGUUCCAGGUUUACUCAGCCCCGUAAAUUUCCUCGAUCAUACGCAGCACAAAGGUCUGUCAGUGGCUGUGUUUGGGGUGCUUUUCUGCAAGAUUUUUGGACUGGCCCUAGCACCCAACCCACUCCCUUUUACUAAGGACACCCAAUAUAAAGAAUACUGGUUAAUCCUGGCACUGUUCUACUACCCUGCUUUGUACUAUCCUUUGUUGGCCUGUGGCACACUCCACAACAAGGUGGGCUACGUGCUGGGCAGCCUGUUGUCAUGGACACAUUUUGGAGUCCUUGUCUGGCAGAAAGUGGAUUGCCCCAAAACACCACAGAUAUAUAAAUACCAUGCCCUGUUCAGCAGCCUGCCUCAGAUUGCCUGCUUGGCAUUUCUCAGUUUCCAGUAUCCUCUACUCCUGUUCAAGGGCUUAAAGGGCACAGAGAAAAGCAAUGCCUCUGAGGACCUAAAGAGCAGCUACUACAGAGACUAUGUAAAGAAGAUUCUCAAAAAGAAGAAGGCUUCCAAAGCAAGUGCAAGCAGUUCUAGGCCCAAGCUGUCUGAACGAAUCUCUGAUGCAUUCAAGUCUUACAUAUACACACCUGAAGAAGUUUUCAGGUUCCCACUUAAAUUAGCCGUUUCUCUGGUUGUGGCAUUCAUUGCACUUUAUCAGAUGGCGCUCUUGCUGUUCACUGGAGUGGUGCCCACACUCCAGAUUGUCCGGAGAGGAGUGGAUGAAGAUAUCGCGUUUCUCCUGGCCGGCUUCAACAUUAUUCUGUCAGACGACCGUAAAGAGGUGGUCAAGAUAGUGGUGCACUACAUGUGGUGUGUUGAGGUGUGCUACGUCUCAGCAGUGACCCUGUGCUGCUUGGUCAAUCUGGCUAUGUUUAUGAGCUCCAUGAUCCUGCACAGGUCCAAUCUUAGGGGGCUGUACCGAGGGGACAUCUACAACGUGUAUAACUGCCAGAGAAGUAUAAGACCUUCACGUCCUGCCCUGGUCUGCUGGAUGGGCUACACAAGCUACCAAGCUGCUUUCAUUUGUCUAGGUAUGAUCAUUCAGACUCUGGUGUUCUUCAUCUGCCUUCUGUUCUUUGUGUUCCUCAUCAUCAUUCCUAUCUUUUAUGGAAAGAACCUGAUGCUCUUCCAUGUCAUUGGCAGAAUGUGGCCCUUCUGGUUAAUGCUGUUCUUGGCUGUUCUUAUGCAGCACCUUACAUCCAGGUUCUUGUUUAUUAAAAAGGAAGCUGGAACAAGAGACCUUACUAACAGGGGUAGUCUAUUCCUUCUGACCUACCUGCUCUUCCCUGUCAAUGUCCUGGUGGGUAUGCUGCUGGGUAUUUGGAGGUUGGUGAUUACAGCUCUCUUCAACAUUAUUCACUUUGGCCGUAUAGACAUCAGCCUCCUCAACCGCAGUGUGGAGGCUUUUGACCCAGGCUAUCGUUGCUAUGCUCAUUACCUGAAGAUUGAAGUCAGCCAGUCUCACCCGGUGAUGAAGGCCUUCUGCGGGUUACUGCUGCAGUCUCCAGGCCAGGACAAAGGCUCUGGACAGGCGGCGCGGGAUGCUGAAGAAGGAAUCCAACUGGUCUCACAGGACAAGAAACAGAACAAGGUGUCCAAUGGGAAGCGGGCACGUGGACACUGGCAUCUCCUCUAUACGCUGGUCAAUAACCCGUCCUUGGUGGGAUCCAGGAAGCACUUUCAGCGACAGAGCUCUGAGAGCUUCAUCAACGGGACCCUCAACCGGAGCUCCAAAGAAGAGAGCAAAAAUGAGGGUAACACCACAGAGGCCAGCAAAGAGGCAGAAGGAGCUGCUUCUAACUAAAGACUGAAACCGAUAACACAGAGAGAGAGAGAGAGAGAGAAAGAGAGACCCCAUCCACCCUCCCCCAACCACCAGGCUCUUAAUACAUUACAUUGGUUAUCAGCCAGAUUAUGAUAGUAUUACUUGUCUCUGUGUAGGACUGCAUUUGUCUUGAAAAAGUGCACUUAUAGCUUAGAGCCUCAGGAAGAACUGCAGACUGUCUUUGCCUGGAUGGAUGGAUGGAUUAAUGCCCCACUUCCUUUGUGUAUUUGAUUUUUUUUUUUUUUUUAAUCUCUUGGAUUGGUUUGUUUUUCAGGAAGUGUAGUCUGGCACUGAACUCCCGUCUGUGGUGGCUAGAAUGUUUGACUAUUUAUGAUUGUACAGAAUGUUUUUUUUUCUAAAAAUGAUCAUUAUUAAUUUCCAUCAGUUCUCAUUUAUUAGAAUGAUAUUUCAUACUUGAUGAAAAGAUCAAACCAUUGACUAUGUUCAUUCUGAGCUGAUCUGUAUAUGUGGACUAAGCUUAUCCUUCUGCUGUUGUUUUGUUAGGUUUCCAUUUGAAACUAAAAAUCUCACUUCUCAAAAUAACACCACAGGAAAGGUCUGGAGGGGUCAUUUUCAUCAUUUCCUGUGUGACAUCCUGUUUUACUUAGUUUCAGAAGUGCCUCCUAACACACACACUCACAUUUUCUAAGCCGCUUCCUAACACUUAAAAUGUUAAAUAUAUAAUAUGAUAAAGUGAUAAAAUGAUUGAAUAAAUCUAUUUGUGAUUUAAACGAAACUAACAAAAUAUGUAUAAAUAAAAGCAAUGAAAUCGUG